UCUGGAAACUUCUUCUCCUGCCUCAUUGUGCUGCUGCUGCUGCUGCUGCUGGAGCCCUUGGGCGGCGGCCGCCGUCGUUGUCCUGUCUCCUCGAUGGCGGUGGUGGGCUUCGACCUGGGCUCCCAGAGCUGCUACGUCGCCGUGGCCAGGGCCGGAGGCAUCGAGACCGUGGCCAACGAGUUCAGCGACCGAUGCACCCCGUCGGUGGUAUCUUUUGGGUCCAAAAACAGAGCAAUUGGAGUGUCUGCUAAAAAUCAAUUAAUUACCCAUGCCAACAACACAGUAUUUAAUUUCAAGAGACUCCAUGGACGUGCAUAUAAUGAUCCUUUUGUUCAGAAAGAGAAAGAACUUGUGAGUUAUUGUGUAGUUCCAAUGAAAAAUGGAAGUGUUGGAAUAAAGGUAACAUACAUGGAUGAAGAACAUUUAUUCAGUGUGGAGCAGAUAACAGCUAUGCUGCUGACUAAACUGAAGGAGACUGCAGAAAACAACCUCAAAAAGCCUGUAACAGAUUGUGUUAUUUCAGUGCCAUCAUUUUUCACUGACGCUGAAAGGAGGUCCCUGCUAGAUGCUGCCCAGGUUGUUGGAUUAAAUUGUCUUAGACUAAUGAAUGAUAUGACAGCCGUGGCUCUAAACUACGGGAUUUACAAGCAAGACCUUCCAGCUCCAGAAGAGAAACCUCGAUUAGUGGUGUUUGUAGAUAUGGGUCAUUCAGCAUUUCAAGUAUCAGCCUGUGCUUUUAACAAGGGUAAACUGAAGGUGCUUGGAACAGCUUUUGAUCCUUUUCUUGGAGGAAAAAACUUUGAUGAAAAACUAGUGGACCACUUCUGUACUGAAAUAAAAGCCAAGUACAAACUGGACCCCAAAUCAAAAAUAAGAGCCCUUCUCCGUUUAUAUCAGGAAUGUGAGAAGCUAAAGAAGUUAAUGAGUUCAAACAGUACAGACAUUCCACUUAAUAUUGAAUGUUUCAUGAAUGAUACAGAUGUGUCUGGAAAGAUGAAUAGAGCUCAGUUUGAAGAACUGUGUGCUGACCUUCUGCAAAGAAUAGAGGCUCCCCUGCAUUCCCUGAUGGACCAGACCCAGCUCAGAGUGGAUGAUGUGUAUGCUGUUGAAGUUGUAGGUGGAGCCACCCGUAUUCCAGCUGUUAAAGAAAAAAUUGGAAAGUUCUUUGGCAAAGAUGUCAGCACAACACUGAAUGCUGAUGAAGCAGUCGCAAGAGGUUGUGCAUUGCAGUGUGCAAUUCUGUCUCCAGCUUUUAAAGUUAGAGAAUUCUCUGUCACAGAUGCUGUUCCAUUCCCAAUAUCAUUGCUUUGGAAUACAGAAUCUGAAGAGGCUGAUGGAAUUCAUGAAGUGUUCAGCAGGCAUCAUGCAGCACCGUUCUCCAAAGUCUUGACAUUUUAUAGAAAAGGUCCCUUUGAGCUUCAGGCUUUCUAUUCAGAUCCUAGUGGUGUCCCUUAUCCCGAAAGCAAGAUUGGCAAAUAUAUUGUUCAGAAUAUUGCCACUCAGAAUGAUGGAGAGAAAACAAAAAUUAAAGUGAAAAUUCGCAUCAAUACUCAUGGCAUUUUUAGUGUUUCCACUGCAUCAAAGGUGGAGCAACUGAAAGCAGAGGAGAGUGAAAAUCCUGAUGUUGAAGCUGAAGUAGACCUCCCAAACCAAAAAUGUUCUGAGAACUGUGAUAAGAAUAUCCAGCAAGGCAACAAUGAGGCUGGAGAUCAGCCCCAGGUAAAAACAGAUGGCCAACAAACGUCACAGUCUCCCCCUUCUCCUGAGGCUGUCCCUGAAGAAAACAAAACCCCAGAUGCUGCAAAAGGAAAUGAAAAAAAAGGUGAUCAGCCUCCAGAUGCUAAAAAACCCAAGAUGAAAGUGAAGAAUGUUGAAUUACCUAUUGAAGCUAACUUGGUCUGGCAACUUGGAAAAGACCUGCUCAAUAUGUACAUUGAAACAGAGGGCAAGAUGAUCAUGCAAGAUAAACUGGAGAAGGAAAGGAAUGAUGCAAAGAAUGCAGUUGAAGAAUAUGUUUAUGAUUUCAGAGAUAAGCUUUCUGGACCCUAUGAGAAAUUUGUGUCUGAGCAGGAUUGUCAUAAUUUCUCCACACUGCUGUCAGAGAUCGAAGACUGGCUGUAUGAGGAGGGAGAGGACCAACCUAAACAAGUCUAUAUGGAUAGACUGAUUGAUUUAAAGAAAUUUGGGACUCCCAUUGAAAUCCGGUAUCAAGAAGCAGGAGAACGGCCAAAAUUGCUGGAUGAGCUAAGGCAUAAGGCUCAGAAUUAUGCUAAAAUUACAGCACAAUACAGGAACAAGGAUGAAAAAUAUAUCCAUAUUGAUGAAUCAGAAAUUAGCAAAGUAGAAAAGUGUAUCCAUGACACAAUGGAAUGGGUAAACAACAUGGUGAAUGCACAGGCAAAGCAGAGUCUUGAUAAGGACCCUGUUGUCCGUGUAAAUGAAAUCAAAGGAAAGCUGAAGGAGUUAUACAAUGUGUGUGAACCUAUUGUGACUCAACCAAGACCAAAGGUAGACUCUCCUAAACAGGAAGAACCAAUGGAUACUACUUCUGUUUAUAAAAAUGAAGCUGUAGAAGAAGAAAUAAAAAACAUUGAGACACCACAACAAAAUGGUGAAUGUCACAUGAAUGAGAACCCAAUUACCAUGGACUUGGACUAGCUGAUUGUAUUUCAGUGAGCAAUUGCACACAAAAAAAGAUUUCAGCUGUCUUUUGUGACGUGGGGAAAAUGUUUGAGGGAACUAUUUAUAUUUUAGAAUUCUGUUGUAUUAUGUCGGGAGUGACUAUGCUGAAAAGAAGUGGAGAUCAUGAUAAUCCUAAAAGGAAAAUUGCCUUGGUAACUUUCAGAUUCCUGUGGAAUUGUGACCACCUAAUAAAAUCUUCUGUGCAGCAGUUUCAACCUUUUGCUUCAAUUAAGACUGAGAUCACUGAAUUGUUACAAAAGGUACUGUUCCUUCAAAAGGUUUGCACCUAAAGCUUUUGUAGAUGCCAAGGUAGUUUUUCUUGCUUUUUCAUUUUGCUAUUAUUAUUUUUUUGCUUCAUGCUUGAUGGAGGCAUUGGCUUACAAGCCUACAUAAAACCAAAACCUGAAGAAUGUUCUUUACAUCAUUGUUCAAAAUGUCUGCUAGAAGAAAAGUUAAAUAAGUAAAGCAGCAUGCAGAAUUGCUUACAUUUAGUCUCUUGCUCAACAAGUACACUCUCAUGUGUGGAAAACCAAAUGAAGAUAAUAUACUGAUGCUGUUGUAAGUUCCCAUAAAGCCUUUAGUGAGCUUUAAUAAAGUUCAUUGAAGUGGUUAUGGUUUGAAAAA
This is a messenger RNA of Sceloporus undulatus (fence lizard), 3306 nucleotides long. RefSeq names its product heat shock protein family H (Hsp110) member 1 (gene HSPH1). Gene Ontology annotation, molecular function: ATP-dependent protein folding chaperone; ATP binding. The record is from RefSeq and is a predicted model, not a curated record. Gene Ontology annotation, biological process: protein folding. NCBI's taxonomy places the organism in Eukaryota, Metazoa, Chordata, Lepidosauria, Squamata, Phrynosomatidae. Gene Ontology annotation, cellular component: cytosol; nucleus.